This is a messenger RNA of Dalotia coriaria, 2897 nucleotides long. It is a transcript of the gene cd, whose product is annotated as peroxidasin homolog cardinal. Gene Ontology annotation, molecular function: heme binding; peroxidase activity. Lineage: Eukaryota; Metazoa; Arthropoda; Insecta; Coleoptera; Staphylinidae. Gene Ontology annotation, biological process: response to oxidative stress. The record is from RefSeq and is a predicted model, not a curated record.
CACGAAGGCAGCCAUAUUGGUUUCACUAUCAAAUUACACAUUCUUUUUUUUCCGAGUUUUUCACUAAACAUCCAACACACAAGUCAGUCGUACAUCAAAUCCAAACGAAUAAAGUUUAUUCCCUUAAUUUUCUUGCUGUGUUAUCUUAAAAUGUACGAUGAUUAUAGUGAAACAAGCGGAUUAACUUCCGGUAUCCCUCAACCUACAUACACAUUCGAAUCAAGCGUAAAUCGACAAAGAAAACGACAAGUUAGACAAUUCCAAUGUUGCGUGUGUACAAUAUUCCUGUCCAUUAUUGCUGUAGCAAUUGUAAUGUCCAUAGCUUUCAACAUAAACCACUAUCCAUCGAAUGAUAACAGUACAACAAACGACACAGACGUGAAUUUUAUCAUUUUGAUCAAUAAAAUACCUCUACCAGCCUGGAAUGAGUCAAAAUCCCAUGUAAAAAUCAAUGAAGAUCAAUACAAAGAAGCAAUUAAUGCUGGUAAGGAAGCUUUACGUAAACGGGACCUCAUUGAAGAAGAAACACCGGAAUUAGACAAAGAUUCACCGAGCUACAAGCAUCAGAAAAUUGUCUACACAAGUUGCAAAGCCAGAGAAUACGGAAGAAUUGGAUAUGCUGAAGAAAACGCUGCAAAACACCUUAAAAACAUUUCGAACUUUCAUCCAUCAUCCCACAACACAAUCUGUUACAAUAUUUCUAUAACAGAAGAGAUAGAUUUCUGUAACACACCAAAAACAGUCUGCGACAAUAAAUAUAGAAGUUUUGAUGGUACCUGCAACAAUCUAAAGAACCCAUCAUAUGGUACCUCGUAUAAAUCAUUUCGAAGACUAUUAAAACCUGUUUAUGCAGAUGGUAUAAGCUCACCUAGAGUAUCCAUCGAUGGAUCCAACCUACCUUCAGCCAGGAAAGUCAGUUUAACCGUCCACAGACCAAUUUAUAAGAAUGAUCCGGACUUUACAAUAAUGCUGGCUGUCUUCGGGCAAUUCCUGGACCACGACAUCACUGCAACCGCCUUAAGUCAGGAAAAUGGUAAAUCUAUAUCCUGCUGUACACCAGGUACCCAAACACCUCACCCGGAAUGCUUCCCAGUGAUAUUGGACCAUGAAGAUCCUAAUUAUAAAUCGCUAAAUGUAAGUUGUAUGGAGUUUGUGAGAUCUUUACCUGCACCUACCUGCUGUUUCGGGAUGAGGGAACAACUCAACCAGGCGACUUCUUAUAUAGACGCUUCUGUUAUCUAUGGAGAUGCAGAAGUGUCCCAAACACUUAGAAGUUUCUCAGGAGGUAAAUUAAAGAUGUUUACAACACCAGAUGGUAGAGAACUCCUACCACCUUCUGAGGAUCUAGAAGAUGGUUGUAAUAGAAUGCAGGAAGCUGCAAAAGGAAGAUAUUGCUUUGCUACUGGUGAUGGUAGAGCCAAUGAGAAUCUACAUCUUACUAGUAUGCAUCUAUUGUGGGCUAGACAACAUAAUCUAAUAGUUGGGGAGCUUGUAAAAGUGAACCCACAUUGGGAUGAUGAAAGGUUGUUCCUAGAAGGGAGGAAAAUCAUUGGAGCUCAGUUAGCUCACAUAACAUACCAUGAAUUUCUUCCUAUAUUACUAGGGAGGUCAUUAAUGGACCAUUUUGAGUUGUUUCCUGGUGAUUCAACUAAAAAUCAAAAUGGACGAUUUUAUAGAGGUUAUGAUGAUAAUGUAGAUGCUUCAGCUUCAAAUGUCUUCGCCUCUGCAGCAUUCAGAUUCGCCCAUACUCUAAUCCCAUCACUAAUCAGGAUGAUAAACAGUAAUUCUGAUGAAUUCAUUCAACUGCGAAAGAUGUUACUGGAUCCAUUUGAGUUGUAUGAUAAUGGUACCAUGGACCGUGCGUUAAAUGGCGCUGUGAGAACACCCAUCGAGGCGAAUGAUCCGUACUUCUCUAAUGAGCUAAAGCAGCACAUGUUCACCGCGGGCAGCAGGCCGAAGCUGUGCGGAUUGGACCUGGUCUCGUUGAACAUCCAGCGAGGUCGCGACCAUGGUCUGCCGGGGUAUACCAGCUGGCGUGAGUAUUGUGGCUUAAGGCGCGCGCGCAGCUUCCAGCAGCUACGAAACGAUAUUGAUGGUGACUCACUCGAGCGCAUAGGAAGCGCCUAUAAACAUGUGGACGACAUUGAUUUGUACACGGGAGCCAUCAGUGAGAAGCCCAUCAAAGGCGGCUUCUUGGGACCCACUCUGACGUGUUUGAUUUUGGACCAGUUUGUGCGUUUAAAGCGCGGCGAUCGCUUUUGGUAUGAAAAUCCAGGACAAUUUAGUAUUAAGCAGUUGAAUGAGGUUAGGAAGAGUAGUCUAGCAAGGAUUAUUUGUGAUAAUUCUGAUGGAGUGGGGGAAAUUCAACCGGAAGUUAUGAAAAACACUAAAAAUGGUAAUAAGAGAGUUAAAUGUGAAAAUAUUGCAAAGGUUGAUUUCAGUUUGUGGCAGGAAUUGAAAAAAGUUCCUAUGAGUAACGAUCAGAUUAAAGUUGUAACUAUUAGGAGCUUGUAGUGAUAUAAUAUGGCAGAUUUGUACCAAACAUAACCUAAUAUAUGUAAUUUUAUGAUAAAUCAGUAAAAUAUAUGUUUUAUUAUGAAAAUCUAGGAUAAUUCACUGUAAAACUAUUAAUAAAGGUGAAAACAAUAGUUUAACAAGAAAUAUUUGCAAUAAUUCCGUUGAAAUUAUCGAAAUUGAACCGGAAAUUAUGAAAAACAAUAAAAAUAGUAACAAAAGAGUAUAAUAUGAAAAUAUUCCUACAAUUAAUUUUAAUUUGUGACAAGAAUUGGGUAAGAUUCUUAUGACAAAUGAUUUGUAGCUUGUAAGAUUAUAAAAUGGUGGAUUUAUAACAAACAUAACCUAAAAGAUGUAAUUUAACAAUAAAUUAGUGAAAUUUA